CAGCAGCAGCAGCAGCAGCAGCAGCAGCAGCAGCAGCAUGACAAAAGCGAGACCAUGACGAGGAUGAGCGAUCACGUAUCGUGCGAGGACCUACUCGAGUUUGCCUGCGACGGUCCCAAUUCGCGUAGGACUCGAGGUCCUCGGAACGGCGAGCAGUCGGAUGAGGUCAGGAUUAUGCUGAAGGUGUUACACGAGCAGUCAACUCCCGAAUCUUGCGUGGCCGCGUUGAACGUCACGAAUUGGGAUGUUUUAGCUGCGAUUAAAUUAGAAAGACUGCAAGGAUUGUUGAAGAGGGAGAACAAUUUCGUGGGGUUGGAGGACUGUAAGGUGAUGUUAAGCCAGUGUGGUGGUGAUGUUGUAAAGGCUGCAGCCUUACUAAGAAAUACCGAGGAUACUGCUGCCGUGUAAACGUCGUUAUAAAUUUGCGCUUUCUUGUUACUACUGACUGAGAAAUAUUUUUUAGUAGUUGUGUUUUAUCCUAUUUAUUUGUAAAAAAAAAAAAGAAACAAAAA
This is a messenger RNA of Ceratosolen solmsi marchali, 512 nucleotides long. Its product is annotated as tyrosine-protein kinase PR2-like. NCBI's taxonomy places the organism in Eukaryota, Metazoa, Arthropoda, Insecta, Hymenoptera, Agaonidae. The record is from RefSeq and is a predicted model, not a curated record. The transcript has 2 exons. The coding region runs from base 55 to 408 and encodes 117 amino acids.